Messenger RNA from Ambispora leptoticha, 1017 nucleotides. The record is from the annotation of a GenBank genome assembly. Lineage: Eukaryota; Fungi; Glomeromycota; Glomeromycetes; Archaeosporales; Ambisporaceae.
AUGACAAGAAAGAAGAAAAAAUCUCCAACAGCUCCCAAGGAGGACGUUCAAACUAUCAAUGUUGGUGCAUCUUCGAAAGGUAAAGAAAAAUCCGAGGAAAAAGCAUCGACUUUCCCAAGAGAACCAUCUACAGCAUCUCCCUACCUUUCACAAGAUGUAAUCACCGAAAUUCAUGAAAUGCAUAGUAAACUUACUCAAUCAACUAUUGAGACUAUAUCCAUCUCCAAAAUCAAUACAGAAAACUUUCAACUUUUAAAAAACCAUCUUAAUCUCGACAUUGAAAAUGUCCCCUUCAAUAAUAUCCCCAUUUAUAGUAAUGCAUCACCACCAGCUUUCGAAUGGAAGGAUAAGUCAGAACCGGCCCAUAAAGAUGAAUAUUUGAAAUGGUUACGCAAAUACAUUCCUUUGGCCAAUGGUCGUAUUUGGUAUGAUAUUGGGGGUAACCACAGCUUACUAGAGGUGUAUAAGGACUCCAGGUUACCAUUUAAUGUUCAUGGUGGAACUGAUGUAGUGGUUGUGAAUAAUUAUGAUGUUUCAAGCCGUUUGAUUCCAGAAAGUAUUUAUGCAGUUCUGGAGUUGAAAAAAAAGAUCGAGAGGAAUCAUGUGAUGCAAGUCAUUUUAGAAAUGAUAAUUGCUGAUUUGAUUACCCCCAAAAGUAGGAUCGUUUUUGGAAUCAUAUCAGACCUCACAGAUGAUUGGCAAAUUUUCUGGUUGGAAGAUGAUAGGACAAUAAAGAGUUGGAACGCACCAAGUCGGAAUGUUGCAAUUCAAGUAUUAAGUGAACUCUUAAGAGACAAACCCAAAGCAAAUCGGGAGAAUACAUCAAUCAUCAUUCCGGCUGCCAAACGUGUCAAGUUAAGUACUUUGUUACCUGAUAGAACCAUAAGUGAAGAUGAUAUUGCUCGGAUUGAAGAUGUAUACGAUGUUAUGUCAAAGGAAGAAAUCUGGCGUCAUAAAGUUGGAGUUGCUUCAGAAAUUGUCAGAAAUAUUCCUUCUUUUUCGUCAAUGUAUGCAUAA